This is a messenger RNA of Papaver somniferum (opium poppy), 527 nucleotides long. Its product is annotated as carbon catabolite repressor protein 4 homolog 1-like. Bases 42 to 527 code for a protein of 161 amino acids. NCBI's taxonomy places the organism in Eukaryota, Viridiplantae, Streptophyta, Magnoliopsida, Ranunculales, Papaveraceae. The record is from RefSeq and is a predicted model, not a curated record. Gene Ontology annotation, molecular function: poly(A)-specific ribonuclease activity. The transcript is spliced from 6 exons. Gene Ontology annotation, biological process: nuclear-transcribed mRNA poly(A) tail shortening. Gene Ontology annotation, cellular component: cytoplasm; nucleus; CCR4-NOT complex.
AUUUAUUAAGAAGAAGAAGAAGAUGAUGAUGAUGCAUCGUUAUGAUUUACGACGAGAAGAUUUGUUUGUGUUUCCGGGUUCAAAGUGAUCAUUUUGAUGAGUUUUUCGCCCCUGAGUUGGACAAACAUGGUUAUCAAGCUCUCUACAAGAAGAAGACAACAGAGGUUUACACCGGGACUUAUGCUAUCGAUGGUUGUGCAACAUUUUUCCGAAGGGACAGAUUUUCCCAUGUGAAGAAAUACGAGGUCGAAUUCAACAAGGCUGCUCAGUCACUGACAGAUGUUGUGGUCCCAAUCACUCAGAAGAAAGCUGCUUUGUCUCGACUUCUUAAGGAUAAUGUUGCGCUAAUAGCGGUUCUGGAAGCAAAAUUUAGCAACCACGGAGCCGAUACUCCUGGAAAGCGGCAGCUUCUUUGUGUGAACACCCAAAUUGCGGCGGAUGGAAUGGAACGAAGUUUCAAGCUACCUUUCCUUCUGCAGAUAAACCAAAAGAUGUCCGAAGACCAGGCCAAAUCAAUCAUAUUGUGA